UUGAACGCACCGCAACAGGAAAAUGAAUCCUGUUGCCUAGGGUUGUUUAAGUGUAGCUUUUUUAUAUUUAUUUAUUUUACUUUAUCCCACUGGUAUUUUUUUAAAUUGGAAUAAAAGGACGUUAAUGUGCGACUGACCAAAGGCAACCACCAUGUUCCGCGCCAGGCUGAGCAGCCGGUUAACUCUCGCUGCACUUAGGUGGACAACAGGAGGGGGGACCUGUCACCCACCAUGUCUGUCCACUUUGUCCAACUGCCUCAUCCAGAACCAAGCACUAAGGAGAAACGAAGGUGUCCAUUCAGAGUCUACAGUGUUGAGACGAGCUGUGUGCCUCCAGGGUCGGUUUAAUUCUAGGCAAAGGGAAACAGGCCAGGGUGGCAGUAGGUCGUUCAGCCUGUCUGCUGCUUCCGUGGUGAACUCAGCACCUGCUCACGUACAGCCUUACCUCAGACUGAUGAGGCUGGACAAACCAAUCGGAACAUGGCUGCUCUACCUUCCUUGUACAUGGAGCAUCGCCUUGGCAGCAGAGCCGGGAAGUCUCCCAGAUUUUGGGAUGCUCGCCCUGUUUGGUACUGGCGCCCUGCUGAUGAGGGGUGCAGGUUGCACCAUCAACGAUAUGUGGGAUAAAGACUUUGACAAACAAGUAGCCAGGACAGCAUCACGACCCAUCGCAUCAGGGGAAAUUUCCAGAAUGCAGGCACUUGUGUUCCUUGGAGGGCAGCUCUCCCUCGCACUUGGAGUCCUUCUGUGUCUUAACUAUUACAGCAUAGCUUUGGGGGCCGCUUCAUUAUCUCUUGUCAUCACCUACCCACUAAUGAAGAGGAUCACUUAUUGGCCACAGCUGAUGCUGGGCCUUACCUUUAACUGGGGCACUCUCCUCGGCUGGGCUGCCGUGCAGGGCUCUUGUGAUUGGUCCGUGUGCCUUCCCUUGUAUUUCUCUGGAGUGAUGUGGACGUUGAUAUAUGACACAAUCUACGCUCAUCAGGAUAAAGAGGAUGACGUUAAGGUUGGAGUAAAAUCCACAGCGCUGAUGUUCCAGGAGCAAACCAAACUUUGGCUGAGUGGUUUCACGGUGGCCAUGAUGUCGGGGCUUAUCGUAGCUGGAGUCAACGCUGAGCAGACCCUUCCUUACUAUGUUGCUUUAAGCGCUGUGGCCGUUCACCUUGGACGCCAGAUUUACACUGUGGACAUCAACAAAGCUGAAGAUUGCUGGAAACAGUUCAGCUCAAACAGAAACCUUGGACUUCUACUGUUUUUAGGAAUACUUGUCGGUAAUUUGCUGAAAGGAUCUAAAGAGUCAUGACUGUAAAAUAAUAGAAAUACUUAGAUAAAUGAGAUAGUAUGCACUUAUUUUACGAUCAAAAACCUAUUUUUAUAUUGUACUAUCAAGUAUGCUUAUUCAUAAAUCACUUGGACUUAUUGCUUUUUGUUUGACUCUAAAUGAAUAAAAUGUGGGUUUAACAAGGUUUUAUUUAUUUAUUCCAUCAUGCUCUAUGUACAGGAAGAAAAUAACUCAAAGAGAGUAAAGAUAUAAAGCAAGAUUCUCAGCUUCUUAACUGAUUUCCAUCUGUAGUUCUUGCGGCGUGUAA
This is a messenger RNA of Cyprinodon tularosa, 1589 nucleotides long. RefSeq names its product coenzyme Q2 4-hydroxybenzoate polyprenyltransferase (gene coq2). The record is from RefSeq and is a predicted model, not a curated record. The coding region runs from base 152 to 1303 and encodes 383 amino acids. The transcript has 7 exons. Gene Ontology annotation, biological process: ubiquinone biosynthetic process. NCBI's taxonomy places the organism in Eukaryota, Metazoa, Chordata, Actinopteri, Cyprinodontiformes, Cyprinodontidae. Gene Ontology annotation, cellular component: mitochondrial inner membrane.